This is a messenger RNA of Punctularia strigosozonata HHB-11173 SS5, 915 nucleotides long. RefSeq lists its product as uncharacterized. Gene Ontology annotation, molecular function: protein binding. Lineage: Eukaryota; Fungi; Basidiomycota; Agaricomycetes; Corticiales; Punctulariaceae. The record is from RefSeq and is a predicted model, not a curated record. The transcript has 4 exons. Bases 1 to 915 code for a protein of 304 amino acids.
AUGCCCACUUCUUGCACCCAGUACGAGCGUGAUCCGGUCGUGACGGACAGCGUCGACGUUUGGUAUCCGGACGGAACCAUCAUCCUUCAGGCGGAGAAUCUCAGGUUCCGCGUUCACAAAUCGAUCCUCAGCAAACACUCGCACGUCUUCCGAGAUCUCUUCUCGCUCGCCGUACCCAAAGGGGCCCCAGUCAUGGAAGGAUGUUCGAUCCUCGUGAUUCACGAUGGCAAAGAGAGCACAGAGCAUGCACUGAAGGCCUUUUACUAUGAUCAUGACUGUCCGAUGAAUAUAUGCGCCGUAGCUGCACUCCUCGAGUUCGGCGAGAAAUACGACAUCGAGCCUCUCCUGGAAGAAGCCGAAUCGCGACUUUGUCUGGAGUUCCCGUCCACACUCGAUGGAUGGAACAAGGCAAGCGAAAGCUGGUCCGUGAUCAAGGAACAGGAUGGGAUCGUCGAGCUAGCCACUAAUCUCAUCUGGCGGCACAACGUCUCCCUCGCCCUCCCAAUAGCGAUGUACGCCUGCUCCCUCCGCCCUGUCGUAGAAAUAAUGGACGGCCGCCGGUACGACUCCAAGCUCGUCCUCUUGAGCGAUCCGGACCUUCGCGCGCGCAUCGUCGUAGGCAAAGAUCAAAUUUCUCGCGCGUGGAGCGCCAGCCAAUUCUCCAAAUGGUUGGAAAGCGACUCGCCUCACGCUGGAUGCGCGACGAAGUCGUCCUGCCUCAAGGGUCGGUUUGCGAUCUACAGGGCGAUCUGGGACGACUUCUCCGUGCACACCGCGUUGGAUCCGUGGUCGGAGGACUGGGACCGACGCUUGUGCGCUCGGUGCGUGGAAGUGGCGCAGGACAAGUACGAACACGGGAGGCAGGAGAUAUGGGCGAAGCUGCCGGAGAUAUUCAAGCUUCCCGAGGACGAUUGA